Messenger RNA from Chlamydomonas reinhardtii, 2906 nucleotides. RefSeq lists its product as uncharacterized. Bases 91 to 1740 code for a protein of 549 amino acids. Lineage: Eukaryota; Viridiplantae; Chlorophyta; Chlorophyceae; Chlamydomonadales; Chlamydomonadaceae. The transcript has 5 exons. Gene Ontology annotation, cellular component: membrane. The record is from RefSeq and is a predicted model, not a curated record.
CGGAGGCCGCGGGAGCUGAAUGGUCUAACCAGCCGUCGCCUUGCCGAUGACUUCCCGGUGGCGAGCGCCUCCGGCAAAUCGGCCAGCGACAUGUUUGCUGAGCGGUCGCAGGCGCUGGAGGUGGCAUGGGGUGGGGCCUGGCAGAGCUUUGAGGUUUGCGCGCUGAGAACGUUUGGACCCCCGCUGGACUCCACGGCGGACUCGGCGCUGAACCGGUUGUACGACAGCCGCUACCGGGGCGGAGCCCGCUCCAACCCGCCCUCAACGGCAGGGAGCACCCAGCUUGCCGCCGAUGGGAGCAACUAUGCGGACAUGCUGAACAAGGCACUGGCCGUCGUGUGCCGGCAGUUGGGCCUGGUGCCGCAGCAGGCAGGCGACGCCGCUGCCUUCGACACCCAGUUUGUGUCGGUGCCCCUUUCCCUGGCGCCCCUGUUCAACCUCAACGCCAGCCUCGUGGCGGACAGCCCCAGCGCGCCCAGGCUGGAUGGACUGCGCUGCCAAGGCAACGAGACCCGAGUAGACCAGUGCGCCUAUCUUCCCACACCCGACCCCAUCGGAGGAACCUCGGGGCUGCUGCUCUGCGGCGUGGUAAAGCGAGUCACGUGCUUCCCAGCCCAGCUGCAGCCGUGGCCGCCGGCGCCUCCACCGGCGCCGCCGGCGCCGCCCAUGCCGCCCUUCUGUGUGUGUGGUUACAAGGUGCCCGACGUGUCCCCGCCGCUGCCGCCCGCGCCCAGCCAGCCCGCCGCCGGCCUCCCGCCGGGCGCCGGCGAGGGCUCUUUCCGCCUGGUGAACGGCAGCAGCCCUAGUAACGGCAUCCUUGAGGUCAUGUGGCAGUGCCGGUACCGCAAGGUUUGCAGCGAUAUCUGGUGGGGCGACAUCUUCAACCAGGACUGGCCGCAGGCCGUGUCACAGAAUCUGGGUGCGCCCUACAGCUCGCCGGACGGCUACUCCCACUCCACCCGCUGCCUUGCAGCCCACGUGUGCGCCUCGCUGGGCCAGCCUGUCAGCGGCUCCGUCCUGCGCUACGUGUACCUGGACUACCGGGACCGCCCGCUGCCGCCGCUGUUCGUGCCCAUCUCCGGCUCUUGCAUGGCGGCCAACGAGUCGCUGGAGCUAGUGGACGGCACCGGGCGGAUGGCGGCGGCUGCGGCGGAGGCAAGGGCGGCGGCUGCCGACUCCUGGGGCCGUUUGGGGGCGGACGCAACGCUGCGGCGCUCCCCCGCGUACCUGGCGGUCAAGUACCGCGACCCGCGCCUGGCCCAGUGGCAGGAGGAGCCGACGCGCUCUGGUCAACCGGGCGGGGCAGUGGGCGGCAUAUGCGAGUUUGAUAUGGACGACAUGGGCGCGUUGGUGGCGUGCAGGCAGCUGGGGCUGCCGUACACACGAGCACGCGCCGUGGGGCGGCCCAGCGUUUCAGUGUACUCGCUGUCCUGCCCGCCCGCGGCGCCUCAAAUGGGGCUCGCGCUUGACAACGUCACAUGCGCCGGCAACGAGGCGAGGCUGCUGGAUUGCAACCCGCUGAGGCGCGUCAUUAACAAUACCUUCUGCUGCGUGCCCGUGCGCAUUGCCUGCGAGGGCGAUCCCAGGACUGGCGAUGAUGGUGGCAGCAGCCACGGACUGCCUCCGCCUGCCGUCGCCUUGCCACCGCCGCCGCCGUCGCCUGCGACCGGUCCCGGCAGCAGCGCCGCACGCGGCCAGCCCCAGGCGCCGCCUGCUGGCCUGGGCUCACCGGCGCCUUAGCGGGCCCGCCCCAAGAGACUUGCACGGCCGCCCCCGCGGAAACGGUGGGUGUUGGGGCGGCGGCCGCCACCCCGCCCCUAGGCUGCAUUCCUCGACAUGGGGCCUGUGGGGAGGUAGCAUAGCCAUGUAUGCGAAGCGUAAUGUGAAUGAAGCUUAUGGUUCGUAACAAGUAACAACGACGUGGUGCUAAUGGAGGCGCAGCGGCAGUGUGGUGCUGCCUGUCGCCCACCAAAGAAUGAGUAAUGUGCAGCUGAAGUGUAAGGGCUGUUCCUUCCAUACGCAGCCCGUACUACCGUACUCUGUUUAUGCUUCUGUGUGUUCAACGUGUUCAUGGCGUUCACAGAACUGUGCGGUGUUCCCAGGAUAGCUGUUGCCACUUUCCAUCAUGUAUACGGGUGAUGUUCGCGUCAUGAGGAGGUCGGGAGGUAUUGAUGCACGCGCUUUGUGUAGCGCUAGCGCUUAAUCCCAGUUUGUACCGUUCCGGUUGUCGUGGAACCUGGGUUACCUAGGCGUACCGAUGUACCAACCAAACAGGCAAAGACAACGUUGCUCACCGCCAUGGCACGAUGCCCCAGCGGAGCCGUAAGACGGCAUGUCCGCUGGUGAGGGCUGAUGCACUCCCUGGCUUCUGUUGUGGCCACACUGGCCAGCUUGGUUGGAGGGCCAAACAUGCAGCGCCAGUGCGACUGACAGUGUCGUGGUAAGGCAGAGGUUAUGGUACGGUGAGGUCUGUAAGGAUGACCCCCUUGAAGCACGUCAAACGCGCGGGGUGUUGAGUAGAACGGUCAGUGUUCAGAAUUCAGCCCAAGGUGGACAGGCUUGUGGGGCAGGUUUUGGGUACCCGGGCAGGCGCAGAGUGCGGAGCAGUGGCGGCCGGCGGGUGUGGGCAGGAGGUACAGUCCGCCCUCCAGCAUCCAGCCAGGCCCAGGCUUGCCGUUCCACCCGUACGGACCUGUACGGACAUGUGGCAGUCCAGCACUCCAGCUGGUCGCCAUGGUGCCAUUUCAAUGCGUCGGAGACAACUACGCCAUGGAGGCAAGCACGGAGCGGCGCGCUCGACCUGCAUCCCCGGUGUCUGGGACCGUUGGACGUCUAGGUCCACAUGCUGCAGAGUCACCGGCGCGGCAGCCAUUGCUGAGUCGAGACGGCGGUAGACGCACACGCAG